UUUUUUUUUUUUUUUUUCUUUCUUUUCCUCUGAUUCUUUCAAGCAUCAUUCAUUUUAAUUUACCUUUUUAAUCACAUUCCAUGGUCAAAUUCAGCCAUAGUCUGCAGUUUAACGCUGUCCCCGACUGGGCUAGCGAAUACAUUGCAUACUCGAAUUUGAAGAAGAUACUUUAUGCCAUUGAGCAAUACAAUGUUCAGGCCACCAUUGAUGCAAGAUCAGAAGAUAUCGAACAAGGUCACGGCAUCAGCAGUAGUGUCAAUCCUAAAUCCUCGUCUCAAAAGAUUGGUCACCAUCUAUGGGGAGGACGGAAGGACGAUCAGUAUCAAAAGAAGACUGCUGUUGAGAAUGUUGCGCAGGAAGCAGAAUUACAUAAUGGCAGUAACAUCUUUCCACCUGAUAGUGCAGUCUUUGAGCGUGAAUUGGCCAAGGAAUUAGUCAAAGUUACAUCAUUCUAUAUCCGUAAAGAACGUGAAUUGUCUGCUGAGCUUGACGCUAUUGACCGUCAAUGGCAGUUGGAAGAGCUGAGGCAGAAGCAGGAACGUAUUACUCAAGGCGAAGGGGAAGAUGAUGGGACCCAAAUAGACUCUGGAGAGAUGAAUCGCCGCAUCUUGGCCAAUGUUGAUGAUGAAAAGCGGCUAGGGGAUGUAGAAAAGUCUCAGCUGAAAGAGAUGAUGGGUUGGGAGGAGGAUGGUUUGGUGGACCAUGGAGUAAGCGCUGAUUUCGAGAGCCCAAGAGGAAAAGGAUACCCUGCAUUGGUUGCUGGUGAGUCCACGAUUGCGGAUGGAAGUGAGUACAAACCCGAGUCACAUAGCCACCGAGCUUCCGCCGGCGACUUGACUGACAUUGUCUGGAGACGUAAGUGCCUUAUCGAAGAGCAAGAGGAGCACACCAAGAGCGAGAGAGAGCACCGACUACAUCCCCUGGCAGCAAGAACAACUUCCUCCGUUAACAACAAUAGCAACGAUAAUAUCCGUCAAGGAUCAUCUUCACAUACUUUAGAAUCUUGCCCUGCUUCAAGUCAUCAGAAUCUCGACACUCCAUUUACUCCUGAGAUCAAGUCAUCCUCUCACAAUCAUAGUACGAUGCAGCAUCAACAUAGGCCCUUACACGGCGGCAGACGUUCAAGCUCCUUCGUGCAUGAUAUUGUCACAGGUGCCCAAAUGUAUGAGGAUCCCAAUCAGAGACCCUCUGUCUACGCUCCCUUGACUGCGGAGGCUCUUCUCCGCAGACGUGUCAUCGACAACUUCAUGCAAUUUUCUGAAUUAAAAUCCUACGUGGCCUUGAAUUAUCUGGGCUUCCAAAAAAUUGUCAAGAAGCAUGACAAACUGGCCCAUUGCACUACCUUGACCCGAUAUAUGUCAACUGUAGUUGAUUUGGCGGCCCCCUUUCAAGCCGAGUCGCGCCAGAGCCUGGAUAGUCAGAUCAGACGACUCCAAGCUAUCUAUGCCUCUACUUGCACCAACGGAAAUAUGGCCCAGGCUGCGAAGGAACUCCGGUCUCAUUUGCGUGAGUAUAUCGUCUGGGAACGUAACACUAUCUGGCGUGAGGCGGUCAGCCAGGAACGAAAGGCCGAAGGAGCCAGAGCUGUUGAUCCAAAUGAACGGGAACCAUGGAUGCUAUUCGGAUACCCUAUCCACUUCAUCACCGCCGCAGAUGCUCGCCACAUCCUCCUUGGCAUCAUAGGUAUUGUUAUUUUUGCCGUCCUGAUGUCAGUCUCCGUCUUUGAUACACGAGAGCAGAACCGUUGCUUUGCAAUCUUGAUCACAGUCGCGUUCUUUUGGGCAACCGAAGUCAUGCCUUUGUUUGCUACUGCACUUCUGGUUCCUCUGCUGACAAUUCUCUGCCAGGUUAUGCGUGAUCCCAAUACCAAAGCUACCCUCUCGACCUCGGCUGCCGCAAAGGUAGUCUUUGGCUACAUGUUCUCUCCAACAAUCAUGCUCUUACUCGGAGGUUUUACUAUUGCUUCCGCACUUUCGAAAUACGGAAUUGCCAAGGCCAUUGCAAGCACAGUUUUGAGUAGAGCAGGGACAGACCCCAAGUGGGUCUUACUUGCGAAUAUGCUUGUCGCCACAAUCUCCUCCAUGUUUAUCAGUAAUGUCGCAGCUCCUGUCCUUUGCUUUUCUUUGGUCCAGUCCAUCUUACGUACUCUCCCUCACAAGUCAGCUUUUGGCCCUUGUCUGAUCAUGGGAAUUGCUCUUGCAUCGAAUGUUGGUGGUAUGGCUUCGCCUAUUUCUUCACCUCAGAACAUUAUCACGAUCCAAAACAUGACACCUUCGCCUUCCUGGGGUAACUGGUUCGCCAUAGCUCUCCCUCUGUGCCUUGUUAUCGAUCUGAUCAUCUGGGCAUGGUUAAUUAUCCUCUGGCGCCCACACCGUAACACACCUACGAUCCCUACUGUCCGCGCUACAAAAGACCGCAUCACAUUCUCACAAGUGUUCAUUUGUGUUAUUACCAUUGGGACCAUAAUACUGUGGUGUAUCGAGAAUUCAUUCCAGGAGCAGUUGGGUGACAUGGGUGUGAUUGCAAUCUUGCCUUUGGUCGCCUUUUUUGGCACUGGUUUGCUGAACAAGGAGGAUUUCAACAACUUUUUGUGGACGGUCAUCAUGUUGGCCAUGGGUGGAAUUGCACUUGGGAAGGCUGUUGAUUCUUCGGGACUGCUGGAUACCAUUGCUCAUUAUAUCCAGGAAGCGGUCGCGGAUCUGUCACAAUGGGUGGUGUUGCUGAUCUUUGGUGCCUUGACAUUGGUCUUUGCCACAUUCGUCUCUCAUACUGUCGCAGCAGUCAUCAUCUUGCCGAUUGUUCAACAGGUCGGCAUGUCUUUUGCGGACCCUCAUCCUCGAAUCUUGGUCAUGGGCACAGGUCUGAUUUGUUCUGCAGCCAUGGGCUUGCCUGUUUCGGGCUUUCCUAAUAUGAACGCUAUUGCUUUGGAGGAUGAAAUGGGUCUUCCCUAUCUCAAGACCAUGGACUUUUUGAAGAGUGGUGUACCUCUCUCUAUCUUGGCUACUCUUGUCAUCGUCACCAUGGGCUACGGUAUCAUGUCUGCCCUUGGAUUUUGAAUAACCCUUGCCUUUUGCUUUUCUACGAACCGUUGAGCGUUUUUAUCAUAUUGGAUAUCACCUUAUUUAUCAUCAAUUUCCUCCUCCUUGUACAUUAGCUUUUACUUGUAUGAUUAAAUUCGUAUCGCACGAGUAAAUUGAAUUAGUAAUUCAAAAACAUGGAGCCACAUGCUCCAUAUAUUGUUG
This is a messenger RNA of Lobosporangium transversale, 3242 nucleotides long. Its product is annotated as SPX domain-domain-containing protein. The transcript is spliced from 2 exons. Gene Ontology annotation, cellular component: membrane. The record is from RefSeq and is a predicted model, not a curated record. Bases 81 to 3056 code for a protein of 991 amino acids. Lineage: Eukaryota; Fungi; Mortierellomycota; Mortierellomycetes; Mortierellales; Mortierellaceae. Gene Ontology annotation, molecular function: phosphate transmembrane transporter activity. Gene Ontology annotation, biological process: polyphosphate metabolic process; phosphate ion transport; monoatomic anion transmembrane transport.